GCACGCUAAAUAGAAACACUACUACUACUAACUAACACUAGUACUUUUAUUCAGUAAUAGCCGUGACACAGAGUCAUAUUUGAGAAUUCAGUUAAUGAAAGUAGGUGGAGUUGAUAGAUUAAUAGUUGUAAAUUACAAGUUGGCAGUUCAUUUAUUUGUAUGCCAAUCUUGAUCUGAGUUAGCUUUAGCAAGCCAGCCAACUGUCUUAUUGUUCCUCCUUUAUUGGGAUAAAUGGAAGACAACAGUUAAUGGGCUUUGAUUGAUUGAUUGAUUGAGAGAGCUUUGGAGAGUAUAGUGGAAUGGAAGAAGAGUCGAUAAAGAGAGUAGGUAGCGCCCACAGUUAAAGGAGAGAAUUCCGCUUGUCUUCUCUCUUUUUUGGCCCUACCCUGCUGCUCUAUUUCCUUCUUAUUAUUCUAAAGGUGGUUUCUUUCUACCAAUGGCGUCCUGUCCUCCUUGCUUUCACAUUGAAUCAUUAGUUUGGACUGUGCUUGCUUGCUUGCCAGGCCACUUUGGCCUUUCUGUAGGGCUCUAGUGCCCUUACAAUGAUGAAGAAUCAACAAUUCUCAACACCCUUUUAACCGCCCCAUGUGGGUUUCACUUUCACUGCAAAAUUGUGGGUCUGCUGCUGCGCAUGCUUUGAAAGGGUUAAAAAGAUCAGAGAUUUUAACGUUGAUUUUCUUCUGUUCACAGGUACAUCAAUGUCCUGCCCGCAUCUCAGUGGCGUGGCUGCGCUGCUGAAAGCUGCUCACCCGACCUGGAGCCCGAGCGCGAUCAAGUCGGCACUCAUGACAACCUCCUACGUUGUUGACAACACCAACGCCCCUCUCAAGGACGCCGCCGACGGUUCCUUCUCGACUCCCUGGGCUCACGGGUCAGGCCACGUCGAUCCACACAAGGCCCUAUCUCCGGGCCUCGUGUACGACAUCUCCACGGACGAGUACAUCGCGUUCCUGUGCUCCCUCGGCUACACCCUCGACCGCGUCCAGGCAGUCGUGAAGCGCCCCAACGUCACCUGCGCAACCAAGUUCAAGGACCCCGGGAGCCUCAACUACCCGUCUUUCUCCGUCGUGUUCGCCCGCACCAGGGUCAUCAGGUACACUCGUGUGCUCACCAAUGUGGGUGCCGCGGGGUCCUCGUACGAGGUCGAGGUAACCACGCCUCGAUCCGUGACCGCGACGGUGAAGCCGACCAAGCUCGUUUUCAAGAAUGUUGGGGACAAGUUGAGGUACACUGUGACUUUUGUGUCCAAGAGCAGGGGAGGGAACGCUAUGUCUGACUUCGGUUCGAUAGUGUGGAGGAAUGAGCUGCAUCAUGUGAGGAGCCCAGUUGCGUUUUCGUGGUCCGAGUUAUAAGGGCCUCUCAGAACUGUCCGUUCGGCCCAUAGUUGAGCUUUUGCUUUUUUUACAUUGUGUUAGGUCCAAUGGGGGAUUUGUUUGUUGGGCCGGAGCGCUCGAAGAAAAAGAGGCUGGGCUGGGCUUUCGUUAGAUGUUCGGGGUUAGUGGGGGAAGUUUAAUGUUGUCCGUGUGUUUGCUUGUGCAAUAGAAUGUGUCAUCCAAAAGUGCUAAAGAUGGCUCUUCUUUCCUCUGGACUAAAUAUGAUAGAAAAAUUGUUCUUGGCAAUCAGACGAUUUUAAUCUAAUUUCUCCAAAGAAAACCCCCCCUAAUUUGAGAUUGUUUCUCAAUACAACGGAUUUUUUUUUGUUGACUCGGCAAGACUUAGAGGUUCACACCGGCUGACAUUUAGCAAUAUCGCGGUUCACAUCAACGUUGUAGGGUAACAACAAAGUCGCUUUAGUGUAUAAAAGUUCGAAUUUAUCCAUAUUUAGCACUAUAUUGUCUGUAGAGUGUUGCUAGAAAGCUUGAUAGCUCUUGAGAACAAGGAGUUUGUACAGUGAUAAUAUCAUAUCAAUGGUAUUAAACAUGGAGCUUACAUUUUCAGAUAUCUUAGAUAACACCUAACUAAAAAGCCAAACAUAUAUCACUCUUAUGAAAAAAUAUAUUAUAUUGCGAAUUAAAUAACUGCGAAGAU
Messenger RNA from Linum trigynum, 2028 nucleotides. Lineage: Eukaryota; Viridiplantae; Streptophyta; Magnoliopsida; Malpighiales; Linaceae. The record is from the annotation of a GenBank genome assembly.